Symphalangus syndactylus (siamang) is the source of this 956-nucleotide messenger RNA. RefSeq names its product SLC51 subunit beta (gene SLC51B). Gene Ontology annotation, biological process: bile acid and bile salt transport. Gene Ontology annotation, molecular function: protein heterodimerization activity; transmembrane transporter activity. The record is from RefSeq and is a predicted model, not a curated record. Lineage: Eukaryota; Metazoa; Chordata; Mammalia; Primates; Hylobatidae. Gene Ontology annotation, cellular component: plasma membrane; protein-containing complex.
GAUUGGCUACCGCAUGACACUCAAGGGACACAGCGUGGGAGCGCUGUGGGCUCGUAGAAGCCAGGUGGGGACGCUGGACAGGAGAAGACCCGAGAUGUCCUUUGCAAGGGCCCCAGAACCCGCCAGUGGCUGAGUCCUCCUCACUCCCAGAACAGUGCUCCUCCACACAUGCGAUGGCUUUUAAUAAAUAUUUGAGUCACUCCCACUUCCACAGUCUCUGCCCUUCCAGGCUCCACGUGCUCCUGGGGAUCUUCACGGCUUCUCUGCCCAGGGGCCAGAACCGAAGAGGCCAGGAGGGCUGCUGGGGCAAAGGGGUCUAAGGACCUCGUUGCCAGCGGCACACGCCACCAGGAGCAGGGGCAUGGAGCACAGUGAGGGGGCUCCCGGAGACCCAGCCGGUACUGUGGUGCCCCAGGAGCUGCUGGAAGAGAUGCUUUGGUUUUUUCGUGUGGAAGAUGCAUCUCCCUGGAAUCAUUCCAUCCUUGCCCUGGCAGCUGUGGUGGUCAUGAUAAGCAUGGUCCUCCUGGUAAGAAGCAUCCAGGGAAGCAGAAAAGAAAAGAUGCAGCCACCAGAAAAAGAAACUCCAGAAGUCCUGCAUUUGCAUGAGGCCAAGGAUCACAACAGCUUAAACAACCUAAGAGAGACUUUGCUCUCAGAAAAGCCAAACUUGGCCCAGGUGGAACUUGAGUUAAAAGAGAGAGAUGUGCUGUCAGUUUUCCUUCCGGAGGUACCAGAAACUGAGAGCUAGUGAGGGUUCAGAGAAGCCCCAUCCUAAGCCAGGCACGUGAUCUGGGCUCAGCUCAGUGGCCUGAAACCUCUCAGGUUUUACAGUCUCUCCCAAGCAGCCGCUUUUUUCUUUUUCUUUUUUUUUCUUAGCAGAUACAAUGAAUGAACUGCAAGCAAACUAAAAUUCUGUUAUUAAAAAAAAUCUUUUAUUAAAAUGCUCCUGGAAGUGA